AUGGCUCGCGUCGCUCAGUUUGUGGUUUCAGGCCUUUUGGCUGCCACAGUGGCCAAUGGUCAAUCAUUUGAUGGGACCAGUCGAAGUGAAGAUGCUUUCAGUUAUGUCCAGCCCGAGAACACAACCAUUCUGGGCCCUUACGGACACUCCCCUGCCGUCCUUCCCUCACCAAAUGCUACCGCUACAGGCGAAUGGAAGGAAGCCUACGCCAAAGCUCAAGAAUUUGUCGCCAAGCUAACUAUCGAUGAGAAAGCCGACAUGGUCACUGGCCAGCCGGGUCCGUGUGUGGGAAACAUUGUUGCUAUCCCACGACUCGGGUUCCCGGGUCUCUGCUUGCAGGAUGGGCCCCUGGCAAUUCGGGUUGCCGACUAUGCCAGCGUUUUCGCUGCUGGUGUCACCGUGGCAUCCACGUGGGACAGAGAUCUCCUCUAUGAACGAGGCUACGCCAUGGGUCAAGAGUUCAAGGCCAAAGGUGCUCACAUUGCCCUCAGCCCCGUGGCCGGCCCGCUCGGCCGUUCUGCCUAUGCAGGCCGAAACUGGGAAGGCUUUGCUGCUGACCCUUACUUGACCGGUGUCGCCAUGGAGAAGACCAUUCGCGGUCACCAGGAUGCUGGCGUGCAAGCCACUGCAAAGCACUUCAUCGGUAAUGAGCAGGAAACUCAGCGUAACCCUACCUACAACCCCAAUGGAACCCUCACAGAUGUGAUCCAGGAGGCUCUUUCCUCUAACAUCGAUGACCGAACCAUGCAUGAGCUGUACCUUUGGCCCUUCGCCAAUGCUGUCCGCGCCCAGGCUGCCAGUUUCAUGUGCGCAUACCAGCGCCUGAAUGGUUCCUAUGCUUGCGAGAACUCCAAGGCACUCAACGGCCUGCUCAAAGAAGAACUUGGUUUCCAGGGAUACGUCAUGUCCGACUGGGGUGGCACUCACUCUGGUGUCUCCUCGAUCGAGGGUGGCCUUGACAUGAACAUGCCCGGUGGUCUCGGUGCCUACGGUAAGGUCCCCGGGGUCGGUUCUUUCUUCGGCAAGAACGUGACAUAUGCCGUCAACAACGGAACCGUUGAUGAGUCCCGUGUCGACGAUAUGAUCAUUCGCAUUAUGACACCCUACUACUGGCUUGGCCAGGACGAGGACUACCCAGAGGUGGACCCCUCGUCUGCCGACCUGAACACCUUCUCUCCCCGUUCGACUUGGAUCCGCGAGUUCAAUCUUACCGGCGAGCGAAGCCGCGACGUCCGCGGAGAUCACGCCGAGCUGAUCCGCAAGCUUGCAGCUGAAGCUACCGUGUUGCUGAAGAACGAAAAGCAGGCCUUGCCCUUGAAGGCUCCUAAGAACAUCGCUAUCUUCGGCAAUGAUGCCGGGGAGAACACAAUGGGAGCUGUGAACGAGGCAACAUUCGAAUUCGGCAACCUCGCUGCUGGCGGUGGCUCGGGUACCGGUCGCUUUACCUAUCUUGUCUCCCCACUCGAGGCCAUCAAGACCCGCGCUAAGGAGGACGAUGCUCUUGUUCAAUACUUUUUGAACAACACCCAGAUUGCGACCAAGAAUGUCACCGAUCUUUGGGUCCCCGCCACCCCGAUGCCUACCUGGGCCGAGGAAGGUGCUGACCGCGAGCACCUGACAGUGGACUACAACGGCAACGAGGUUGUCGAGUCCGUCGCUAAGUCUUGCAACAACACAAUUGUCAUCACCCAUUCCUCCGGCAUCAACGUCCUCCCUUGGGCCAACCACCCCAACGAAGCCGGCAACUCUAUCGUCGAUGUCCUCUAUGGUGAUGUCAACCCCGCCGGACACCUCCCCUACACAAUCGCGAAGAACGCCACAGACUACAAUGCCCCUCCCACCACCGAAGUGUCCACUGAUGGCACGCACGACUGGCAAUCCUGGUUUGACGAGAAGCUCGAGAUCGACUACCGCUACUUCGACGCUAAGAACAUCUCCGUGCAGUACGAAUUUGGCUUCGGUCUCUCGUACACAACCUUCAGCAUCUCCGACAUCAACGCCGAGCAGGUGGCUGAGUCCAUCCCUUCCAUCCCCGAAGACCAGCCCAUUCAGCCCGGUGGUAACCCCGCUCUGUGGGAGACUAUCUACAACGUGACCGUCGCAGUUACCAACUCUGGCGACGUCAAGGGUGCUACCGUUCCCCAGUUGUACGUUACCUUCCCAGACAGCACCCCUGAGGGCACCCCGCCCAAGCAGCUGCGCGGCUUCGAGAAGGUCUCUUUGGCUCCGGGCGAGUCGCGCACUGUUGGAUUUGAGUUGAUGCGCAGAGAUUUGAGCUACUGGGAUAUUGUUUCUCAGAAGUGGCUCGUCCCUGAGGGUGAGUUUGUCCUCAGUGUUGGAUUCAGUAGUCGUGACCUCAAGGAGGUCGCUAAGAUUACCCCUGUUUCUGCUUGA
Molecule: messenger RNA, 2394 nt
Organism: Penicillium mononematosum
Lineage: Eukaryota; Fungi; Ascomycota; Eurotiomycetes; Eurotiales; Aspergillaceae
Product: beta-glucosidase
Exons: 4
Coding region: 1-2394 (797 amino acids)
Biological process (GO): glucan catabolic process
Molecular function (GO): beta-glucosidase activity
Source: RefSeq, a predicted model, not a curated record